This is a messenger RNA of Rhipicephalus sanguineus (brown dog tick), 1448 nucleotides long. RefSeq names its product mitochondrial chaperone BCS1 (gene Bcs1). Lineage: Eukaryota; Metazoa; Arthropoda; Arachnida; Ixodida; Ixodidae. Gene Ontology annotation, biological process: protein insertion into mitochondrial inner membrane from matrix; mitochondrial respiratory chain complex III assembly. The record is from RefSeq and is a predicted model, not a curated record. The transcript is spliced from 9 exons. Gene Ontology annotation, molecular function: ATP hydrolysis activity; ATP binding. Gene Ontology annotation, cellular component: mitochondrial inner membrane. Bases 153 to 1424 code for a protein of 423 amino acids.
UCCUCCGAAGUAUCGUGCACGCGAAGUUUGAAACAUAGUACGGUACGAUGGGUGCAGUACUUCCUACCGUCAUGUAAAGGUCUGUACUUACAUCGGCGUGUCUUCAAGUUUUCGCCUUCACGCUUGGGCUGCAGUACGGUCUCGAGGCAGGGAUGACAGUGGCCGAGUAUCUGUCACAGCUCGGCACCAACCCAUAUUUUGGGGCUGGAUUUGGCCUCUUUGGGGUUGGUGCAGCAGCGGCAGCACUGCGGAAGGGAAUGCAGUGGGGCAUGGUGCUGUUCAGGCGCCACUACAUGAUCACCCUGGAGGUGCCCUGCCGGGACAAGAGCUACCAGUGGCUGCUGCAGUGGAUCACACGGCACGCUCGCCACACGCAGCACCUGAGCGUCGAGACCACCUUCCUGCAGCCGGAGGCCGGUGGCAGUGCACGCACCUCCUUCGACUUCAUUCCCAGCGUGGGCACACACUUCUUUGCGUACGGGGGCUCGUGGAUCCGGGUGGAACGAAGCCGGGAGCAACACACCCUGGACUUGCACAUGGGUGUGCCCUGGGAAACGGUCACGCUGACCGCACUGGGUCGAGACCGGCAACUCUUCUUCCGCUUGCUUGAGGAAGCACGUGCCCUUGCCCUGGAGAAGGAGGCAGGCCGCACGGUGGUCUACUCUGCCAUGGGCUCAGAGUGGCGGCCCUUUGGUCUGCCUCGGCAGCGGAGGCCUCUGGACUCGGUCAUUCUGGACGCCGGCAUAGCCGAGCGUCUGUUGGCCGACAUCCGGGAAUUCAUCGCCAAUCCCCAGUGGUAUGCCGAGCGAGGCAUCCCAUACCGAAGAGGCUACCUGCUGUAUGGGCCCCCAGGCUGUGGCAAAAGCAGUUUCAUCACAGCCCUGGCGGGUGCCCUAGAGUACAGCAUCUGCGUGCUCAACUUGAGUGAGCGGGGCCUCUCGGACGACCGUCUACAGCACCUCAUGUCAGUGGCGCCCCAGCAGAGCAUCAUCCUGCUGGAGGACAUUGAUGCUGCCUUUGUCAGUCGUGAGGAAAGCAGCACAGUGAAGGCAGCCUAUGAGGGCCUCAGCAGGGUGACGUUCAGUGGUCUGCUCAACAUGCUGGAUGGAGUAGCCUCUGCUGAGGCACGAAUUGUCUUUAUGACCACCAAUCAUCUGGACCGGCUGGACCCCGCCCUUAUCCGUCCGGGACGGGUGGACGUGCGCGAGUUCGUGGGCCCCGCGAGCGACCACCAGCUGGCGGCGCUCUUCAGGCGUUUCUACCCGCACGAAGGCGAGGCCGACGCCGGCGCAUUCGUCCAGGCCGUGCGGCAAGAGUUUGGCGAGACGCCCCUGAGCAUGGCGCUGGUGCAAGGAUACUUCCUCUUUCACAAGGAUGACCCCCGGUCAGCCAUCCGAAACGUUGCCCAGAUGGCCAAGUUGUGACGACGGGCGUGCCACUGUAGCAGU